Penicilliopsis zonata CBS 506.65 is the source of this 2034-nucleotide messenger RNA. RefSeq lists its product as hypothetical. The record is from RefSeq and is a predicted model, not a curated record. Gene Ontology annotation, biological process: cell wall organization. The transcript is spliced from 3 exons. Lineage: Eukaryota; Fungi; Ascomycota; Eurotiomycetes; Eurotiales; Aspergillaceae. Gene Ontology annotation, cellular component: cell surface; extracellular region; fungal-type cell wall. Gene Ontology annotation, molecular function: 1,3-beta-glucanosyltransferase activity; glucan endo-1,3-beta-D-glucosidase activity. Bases 1 to 2034 code for a protein of 677 amino acids.
AUGUCCGGGCCCAAUAGGACAUUUAGCUUCAGCCAGGGCGAUGAACACCUCUCACGCUCCGGUGGCUCGGUCAUCUCUCCACUUCAUUCUCCCGCAAACAACACAUACCACGAUGACCUGUCCCCCAUUUCCGAGAUAGCGUCUUCGAUUCAUGAUAGCGACAUGCGCGAUGCACACGGGCUGGGGUAUACACAGUCGAUGCGAACAACAUCAACGGUCACUCCUGGGAUGGAUAAUUUCGGUCUAUCAGCAGUCGGAGGAGGUAUCAGUGGCAUUGCCCUCGGGGUUGCCAAUACCCACGACCGCCUCAGCGGUGUAGAUGCCCUUCGGGCCGCGGAUAGCGGUGCUUUCGUCGGAUCAGCUGAGCGAGACUACUAUACUACCGGCUCAGAGAAUCCAUAUAUCCCACCGUCACCAGAGACCGGUGGACUGGGAAAUCCAGGAGCGAAUUUAGGAGCUCAGGAUUUGUACGGAUCCGAGGUCCAUCUCGGCGCAGCUGCCGCCCCAACAGGCCAGUUGAGUCGAGAAAACAUUUCUCCCCAUCUCCCUCCAUCAACCUCACUGCAAGAUGGUCCUUACCAGAGACAAUCGAUGUACACUUCGUCUAGAGACAGUCCCCUAUAUAUCAAUCCGGAAGAGAUCGAGGAUGAUGGGGAUGAUGGCUUCUUUCCCGACCCGGAGCCAAGAUCCCGUCUGAGUCUCGGACGCAGUCGCCAGCGUGGCUCACUUUCCGCUGCCGCCGCCGGAGGGGCCGCCGCCGGUGGCUUCUUCAGCUUCUUGGGAUUAGGGAAAAGAAAACUCGACACCUCCCCCGCCACAAACCCAUCCUAUGGGCCUGUUGCCGGGGCUGCUCUCGAGGCCGGGGAGAAGAGACGAUCGACAAGUUACCAAAGCAACGGUGCGAAGAAGAGGGGUUGGUUUGUGGGCAUCGGUCUCGGCCUGGUCAUUGUCGCUGCAAUUAUUGGAGGCGCCGUCGGUGGGAUCCUUGGAAACAAGAGCCAUUCUAGUUCGAAUGACGGCACUGGUUCGACUGGCUCUGCGUCACAAGACGACACUGAUCUGGACAAGAACUCGGCGGAAAUCAAGUCAUUGAUGAACAACCCGAACUUGCACAAAGUCUUCCCGGGCAUGGACUACACGCCGUGGGGGGUACAAUACCCGCUAUGCCUCAAGUAUCCACCAUUGCAGAGCAACGUCACCAAGGAUAUGGCUGUUCUCUCGCAGCUGACAAACAAUGUGCGCCUUUAUGGUACGGAUUGUAAUCAAACGGAGAUGGUUCUCCACGCGAUCGAAAAGCUGGAUUUGACGGACAUGAAGAUCUGGUUGGGCGUCUGGCUAGAUACUAACACGACAACCAAUGACCGGCAACUCAAUCAGCUGUACAAGAUCGUCGACUCGGUCAACGACACGUCGAUCUUCAAUGGAGCCAUUAUCGGUAACGAGGCUCUUUACCGUGCAGGCCCAGACGUCGCCACGGCCGAGAAAAAUGUCAUCAACUACAUGAAAGACGUCAAAGCAAACUUUACACAGAGGAACCUCGACCUGCCCGUGGCGACAUCUGAUUUGGGUGACAACUGGAACGCGGAAUUGGUGGAUGUGGCCGACCUGGUCAUGUCGAACGUGCAUCCGUUCUUUUCCGGAGUCAAUGCAGACAUUGCCGCCAGCUGGACGUGGACGUUCUGGCAGCAGCAUGAUGUCGUUCUCACCAAGGGAACCAACAAGACCCAGGUCAUCGCUGAGACAGGCUGGCCGAGCGCCGGUGGAAACGACUGCGGAACCGACAACACGUGCACGAAUUCGACUGUCGGCUCGGUUGCGGGCAUUGAAGAGAUGAAUCGGUUCAUGUCUGAUUGGGUCUGUCAAGCCCUUGAGAACGGCACCGAGUAUUUCUGGUUCGAGGCGUUCGACGAGCCGUGGAAGGUCAUCUACAACACUCCUGGCAAAGACUGGGAAGACAAAUGGGGACUCAUGGACGCGGCACGCAAUUUGAAGCCAGGGCUCAAGAUUCCCGACUGCGGCGGGAAGACGGCCUAA